GAGAAGCUGUUAGUUCCACAUUCGAUGCCAGCCAAACAACAGUCGUAGCCAAAAUUCCGAACAAACAUAAAAAUAGAAGGGAAAAUUCCCCAAAAUUAAACGUUAGUCGCGGAGUGAACCGAUCCUGCAUCCCCUGAACCCUGAAUCCUGCAUCCUGCAAUUUGAAACGAGUAAUCCAAUAUCCCCUUCAUCAAGUUACCCAAACUAAAGAUGUGCAUGCCGUAUCUGAGCAAACUCUUUGGCGGAGGCAAUCGUCGGGAGCGUCGGACCCGCAAUGGCGGCAUCACCCCGCUGCCCAGUUUGGCCAACAUGCCGAAUGUUAACCAGAUCUCAAUGGACACCAUGCGCACCGCCAAGUCCACCAAGUCGGCCAAGUCCGUCAAGUCGGUGAAGUCGGGUAAAUCGGGCAAGUCCGCCAGUCGGAGGAACUCCGUCGACGACGGUGUGGGCAACAUGGAAUCGCCAGCGGAGCAACCGAUGGCCGCCGCAUCCCGAGUGGCCAAUGCCGCGUCGAUGGCGCCCAGUGGCACCCCAGCGACACCCGCCGAAGGUGCGGACACCCGCAAAUCCUGGUGGAGAUACCUCACCAUGAACAGGAACAAGAAGUCCAGCGUUGCGUCGCUCUAGAAAUCUGGAAUCUGGAUGGCUCACCUCAAUCAGGAAAGGAUCUCUUCAACAAUCUUCAAUAAGACUAUCAUCGAAUUUGGGUAGAACCCCUGCUAGCUUAUACACAGAAUAUGGUUUAGAAACCAUAGGUUUGCAUACUUCCGAUUUCAGGAACCUUAAAAUUAAAUAAAUAAGUAAUCAGAUUGCAA
This is a messenger RNA of Drosophila ficusphila, 815 nucleotides long. RefSeq lists its product as uncharacterized. Lineage: Eukaryota; Metazoa; Arthropoda; Insecta; Diptera; Drosophilidae. The coding region runs from base 211 to 627 and encodes 138 amino acids. The record is from RefSeq and is a predicted model, not a curated record. The transcript has a single exon.